GACGCUGCCACCCCUCGGGAGCAGGACACAGCUCCGGUAGAUGGCACACGGGGCCAGCGCUCCGAAACCCGACACUGCCAGACACUCCCUGCAGAGCCAGGAACCAGGAAAUACAACUCGGGCUGUGCAGAAUCGCCGGGGCUCGGCGGGGGAAGGAGGACAUGGGCAACCUGUGCAGCCCCUGGUGAGUGCUGAUGGUCCCGGGCAGCUCGCGGCGCGAUUUUGGGGAGCUUUGUGCCCUUUCCUGCGGGCUGGCCAAGGCUCUGAGCGCUGCACCUGGCCGGGGAGGGACAGGAAGUGUCCUUCGCCUUUCAAAAGGAAGAAAGAAAAGCAAGGGGCUAAUGUGAGGCAUGAGGCCCAACAGCAGCAGCCUGGCAGGAAGGUGCCCACGUAUGAAGAUGUCCCCGAUGUCCCUGUGUACGCCACGGUGAGCCCGCCCCGGGCCGUGCAGCAGGAGGAGAGCAUCCACUACGCCGACAUCCAGCUGUUCUGCAGGGCCGGGGGGCGCCCGGCAGCCGAGCCCAGGAGCCCAAAGCUGCACAGCGCCACCGAGUACGCCACCCUCAACUUCCCCCGGGCCAGGCUCAAGUACGACAGCAAAAACGGGACCCUGGUCUGAGACUGGGCGGGCUCAUCCUCCUCCUCCGGCAGGAAAAGGAGCUCAGAGCCGCGGAGGCAAAGGGAACCUCCCGGGCACUGAGGGGAGAGAUUCUCACUGAGGAGGUUCCCAGCUGGCAAAAAUCACCUCCUGCCCUCGGGAGAGCUGCCCUGGGGCUGGCAAAAAUCACCUCCUGCCCCGUGGGGCGGCAGAGCUGCUGCUGGGCUGGGGAAGGCUCAGGGCUGCAGGGGGAAAACCCAGUGCUGGCUUUGGGAAUCCAGGAAUUCAGGAAUCCAGGAAUCCAGGAAUUCAGGAAUUCAGGACUAAAGGGAGGUUUUGGUUAAGAGCUCAGUGUGCAGAGUGACCUUCAGCAGGACCUGCUGCACUGUCUCCUUCCAACAGCUGCCCCUGUGUGCAUCCCCUUCCCCCAAAAUCAGUGUUCCACAGCCAUGCUCAGCACCUGGCAGCCAGAAAUGCAGAAUUCGGAGGGGUACAGAACAAUUCCUGCCGCUGAUGUGCUGCUCAUCCUCACUCCUCUAUGCAAACAAACGAGCAGUGAGCUCCUGGCUCUGACUGGAAGUGAAACAAGGGAAAAUUGGCAAUUUAGCUGCAGAUAUAUUUAGAGCAGUUCUCAGAGUCCAGCAGCUGCCUGAGACACUGGGAGUGAAUCCUGGGCAGCUUUGGAAGGACUUUGGACUUUGCCUCCACUUUUUGCUCCGUUUGUGCUGGUGAUAAACCCCAGUGACACAGAGCACACACCACCUGGGGGUAUCACCUCCACCUCCCAGAACCUGUUUAUGGGUUUGAAAUGGUGUCAAUAACUCAGUGUAGCAACGGUCCAGGUGGCUUCUGCCCCUGGGCAGCACUGGCAGGGCACCAGGGCUCCAUCUCCAGGCGCUGAACCAGGGCUUGGCACGUCCUGCUCCUCAGCUGUGGCCUGCAGAGCAAACUGCGGGGCAGCCCCGGGCACGGGCACCUCCAUAAACACACACAAUCUGCAUUUUGUAACUCAGCUGGGUGUGGAAAGCAUGAAAAAGUUCCUGCUCGUGGUGGAAAAUGGAGCUGCUCCGGGCUGUGUUUGCCAAGGUGGAAGUUUGAGGACCAAUCUCGCAGUUUUUCUCCGUGUUUUAAUGAGUGCCCGAGCCGCUGGAAUGGUUCUUUGUCUCCCAUUCCCUGCUACAGCACCCUCGGGGCUGUUCCUGAAGUACGGCUCAUCCUAGAGACAAUUCCAGGCUCCCAUUCCGGGAUUUUAUCCGUGGGGAAUCGUGGAAGCCACGCGUUCUGCAAUAGAGGUUUUCCCGAAGGACUCGGUUUUGCACUGAAUAUUAAAACCUCCCGUAUUCCCGCGGCUGCCAUGUGUGCCAAACGAGUGUUGAUGUAUCAUUAAAGAUGCAAGAUUCAGUUUUAA
Messenger RNA from Oenanthe melanoleuca, 2006 nucleotides. RefSeq names its product chromosome 24 C11orf52 homolog (gene C24H11orf52). Gene Ontology annotation, cellular component: extracellular exosome. The record is from RefSeq and is a predicted model, not a curated record. The coding region runs from base 41 to 619 and encodes 192 amino acids. The transcript has 4 exons. NCBI's taxonomy places the organism in Eukaryota, Metazoa, Chordata, Aves, Passeriformes, Muscicapidae.